Chionomys nivalis (European snow vole) is the source of this 903-nucleotide messenger RNA. Its product is annotated as membrane-spanning 4-domains subfamily A member 4D-like. Gene Ontology annotation, cellular component: membrane; Golgi apparatus. The transcript is spliced from 8 exons. Bases 131 to 793 code for a protein of 220 amino acids. The record is from RefSeq and is a predicted model, not a curated record. NCBI's taxonomy places the organism in Eukaryota, Metazoa, Chordata, Mammalia, Rodentia, Cricetidae.
GGGCGAGUCCCGGGUCUGGACAGAUUGAGGCUGGUGUGGGUAAUUGACUCAUGAGGAGAGGAUUAAAGGACAUCCAAGAACUCAGCACACCGCAGAGGUCUGAAGCACUGUUUCUGUUGCCGUGGAAACUAUGCAAGGAUUAGAACAGACCACCAUAGAGGUGGCCCCUGAAGGUGCUCUGCCUUCAGAGAGGUCUGUUGUAAAGUCACAACUGUGGAAAGAGAAUGCAGAGAAAUUCUUGAAGGGGGAACCCAAAGACCUCGGGGUUGUUCAAGUUCUGAUUGCUCUCAUAAACCUCAUUUUGGGUAUAAUAAUGAUGAGUGAAAACAAUUACCUCCGCCCAAUACUUUCAGUGUAUAUAUAUGCACCAAUUUGGGGUUCAAUCGUGUUCAUAAUCUCAGGAUCCUUGUCAAUUGCAGCAGGAAUGAGAACUACAGAGGUCCUGGUCACCACCAGUCUAAGUUUUAACACCAUUAGCUCUGUGGUGGCGGCAGCAACAAGUAUAAUCAGUGUAUUCAGUUUGCCUAUAAGUUUAUUCGAACGUGGUCACAGAAUUCUUGUGGGUAUAAAUGCUUUGAUGUUAAUUUUAAAUGUGCUAGAAUUCUGCAUUGCUGUGUCUACCUCUGCCUUUGGAUGUAAAGCAACCUGUUGUAACACCAGUGAGGUUGUUGUAAUUCUACCACCAAAUCCUGCUGUGUCUGCAGCGGCAACUCCCAUGUUACUUCAACCAUUGGCACCACCAGUAUACCAAGAAAGAAAUGUUCCAGAAAAUAUAUAUAAGAAUUACACUUGAGAAAGAGUCUAGUUUUAACUAUAUGUGUGUGUCUGAGAGAGAGAGACAGACAGACAGAACGCACAGGCUCCUGCAUGUAUGUGAUUUCAAAAUCAAGUUCUCAUUGUUUG